This is a messenger RNA of Alnus glutinosa, 1453 nucleotides long. Its product is annotated as homeobox protein knotted-1-like 1. Bases 409 to 1311 code for a protein of 300 amino acids. The record is from RefSeq and is a predicted model, not a curated record. The transcript is spliced from 5 exons. Gene Ontology annotation, cellular component: nucleus. NCBI's taxonomy places the organism in Eukaryota, Viridiplantae, Streptophyta, Magnoliopsida, Fagales, Betulaceae. Gene Ontology annotation, molecular function: DNA-binding transcription factor activity, RNA polymerase II-specific; DNA binding. Gene Ontology annotation, biological process: regulation of DNA-templated transcription.
UUCAGUCUUACACGCCGUCCAAAGUUUCCUCCCCCUUUCUCUCUCUCUUUCUCCCUCACUCACUGGCUCACAGCUGCUCUCCAUCUUUCAUCACUUUCUCUGUGUUUUCUCUUUCUCGGGUUUUCUUGGAAAAGAAAGUGUAAGCUCUAGGUGUUCUUCAAUCUCUCUCUCUCUCUCUCUCUGUGUGUGUGUGGAAGUGGCGGCUUGUAUAAAUCCCAGAAAGCAGACACCCAUCUCUCUCUCUCUCUCUUUCUUAUUGUUGAAGUUGGCAUAAUGAUGGUCUAGAUAGAUUUUUUACGUCGCCUAUGCUUAAACCCCAGGUCCAAAAUGCAUUUGGCUCUAAUACUCGUUGGGAUUCUUGAAGCUGGACCUUAUUUAGAAAGGUAGAGACUUGUGAAUUCCAGCGAUAUGGAAGAGUUUUACAGGCUUAAUCCUGUAAUAACUUGUUCAGAUGCUGGAUUUCAUGGCCCUAUGGAUAGCAUGCUCCAAUUCCAAGCUGCUGAGCCUGAGGUCGGUUGUUCCGAGAUCACGGAUCUGAUCAAGACCCAGAUUGCUAAUCACCCUUUUUAUCCAAAUUUGGUUUCUGCUCACUUAGAAUGCCAAAAGGUUGGAGCUCCCCCAGAAAUGGCUUCUUUUCUUGAAGAAAUCGGCCGAGAAAACCACGUAUUAAGCACUUGCAGUAAGAUGGGAGCUAAUCCGGAACUUGAUGAAUUCAUGGAAUCAUACUGUGAUUCUCUACAUCGAUUGAAGGAGGAGCUAUCCAAGCCGUUCGAUGAAGCGACCAUAUUCUUGAGCGGCAUUGAAUCACAGCUGAAUAACCUCUGUAAAGGAACAUUGACAAAAACCUUGGAUCAUCAUUCUGUCUAUUCAGAUGAAGCAAUUGGGACUUCAGAGGAAUUAAGCUGUGGGGAGGUAGAUGCACCUGAAAGUCAAGAAUACUCUUCUGGUGGCCUUCCAGGUGACCAGGAAGUGAAAGAAAUGCUCCUUCGAAAGUACAGUGGCUAUCUUAGCAGUUUAAUGAAAGAGUUUUUAAAGAAAAGAAAGAAAGGAAAGCUACCAAAGGAAGCAAAAAUAACAUUGAUGGACUGGUGGAGUACUCAUUACAGAUGGCCAUAUCCUACGGAUGAGGAUAAAAUGAAGCUAUCAGAGAUAACAGGAUUAGACCAAAAGCAGAUCAACAAUUGGUUCAUAAAUCAGAGGAAGAGGCAUUGGAAACCAUCUGAAGACAUGAGAUUUGCUCUCAUGGAGGGUGCUAUCAGCAGUGGUGGAGGACAUAUGUACUUUGAUAGUGGAGGUGGAGCAGGGAAGUGAUGAUAUCUGAUCUUGACAAUUUGGUUUUAGUCCGACCUUCAUAAUCUGUAUAGAUUAUUGCGUGCAAUCCUAUGUUGUCAUGUUAGAGAAUCUCCAACAAUAUUAUGCAUAUUUAUCCAAAAGCCACAAUUAUCUACUAUUU